Juglans regia (Persian walnut) is the source of this 2176-nucleotide messenger RNA. RefSeq lists its product as uncharacterized. The transcript is spliced from 2 exons. Gene Ontology annotation, molecular function: protein binding. Lineage: Eukaryota; Viridiplantae; Streptophyta; Magnoliopsida; Fagales; Juglandaceae. The coding region runs from base 7 to 1977 and encodes 656 amino acids. The record is from RefSeq and is a predicted model, not a curated record.
AAUGCCAUGUAUGCCCUCAGGAAAAUUAAGAAGAUAAACCCCAUGAUCACCACCGCCACCUCUAGCAACACUAUCGCCAACAUGCGUGAGGAGGAGCAGAGCUGCACCAACCCUUCAUGUUUCUUUUGCAACAUGAAAGAGCCAGACUCAUCACUCAGGAGAUCGGGAAUAUUAAACUGCUUCAAGGAAAUACCUCUCACAGACAACAGAGAGCAUGUUUUGGUGCUCAGCAGUUUAUGGCAUAUUGCCAUGACUCACCCUGAUGACCCUGAGUUCCCCUCCCUCGGAAUCUUCAGGUGCAUGGCAAAACUAAUCUAUAAAGGUCUUAAUGAUAGGAUUUGGCUUCUUAGGGACCAAAACAUGUACAUACCCUAUUAUGCUGCUCAUGUUAUUGGUUCUUACACUAUGAACAAGGCAGAGUUCGCAGAAAUGGCUGUGGAAUCAGGUGUCAUACCGCCACUGAUGGAGCUUCUACGAGGAAAGAUCAGUUGGGUUGAGCAAAGAGUUGCUGUUCGAGCACUUGGGCACCUCGCUAGCUACGAGAAAACCUUUGAAGCAGUAUCGGUGUAUGAAGAAGAGGUGGUUAAUCUAGCCAUGAAAUUAGCUUCUACUUGCCUGGAAGAGGUGUAUGUUGAGUUUGUUGGAGUGAAGAACAUAGAUAAGAGAUUGAAAUAUCAUCGUGAUUUGCUAACUAGAGGCGUUGGAGAUUCGGAGAUGGAGGACCGGAAGGCUGAAGAAUGGGCAAGCCAACUUCAGUGCUGGUCUAUUUAUCUCCUGAAUUGCUUUGCUUGCAAAGAGAGGUCUUUGAAUCUAAUCUGUAGGCAGAUAUUCUUAAGAGAUUUGUGUGAUAUGUGGGGAGGAUUGGUGAAUCACGCGUCACCUGCUUGGGCUGGACUUGUUAGAAUCUUGUGUUACAGCAAGUAUGGUAGAAAAAGCAUCGCUGAAUCAAAAGAGAUUAUAGAGAAUCUCUGCAAUCUCUCGAGAUCCUCGGAUGAUUGGCAGUAUAUGGGGAUCGACUGUCUACUAUUACUUCUUACAGAUCAAUAUACAAGGUACAGAGUCUUGGAGAAAAUUGCCUUGUUUCUUAUAGAUUUAGCUGAACUUGGAAGCCUUGGAGAUAGAUCAAAUUUAGGUGAAGCAAUCACAAAAGCCCUCCUCUUAGAUUACAAAGAAAGUAAAUUGAAGUUAAAAAACCAGAAAAUUCAGAAAGCUCUGCAAGAUAUAUGGAAUUUCAAAGCAGAAAGGAGGAAGGAGAACCUAAUAUCUGAAGAAACGCUUGAAGAGAGAAGGGUUUUAGUGAAUCUGGUAAAACAAGAAGCAAACCAUGUGUUUUGGUUGGGAGAGAUAGAAGAAGCUCUAGCUAAGUACACUGAAGCCUUGGGCUUAUGCCCCUUGAAGUUAAGAAAAGAGAGAAUGGUGCUACAUAGUAAUAGAGCUCAGUGUCAUUUGCUGCUUAGAGACCCUGAUUCCGCCAUUAGUGACUCCACUCGAGCUCUUUGCCUUUCCAAUCCAGCGAAUUCCCAUAGUAAAAGUCUUUGGAGAAGAUCACAAGCUUAUGACAUGAAAGGGCUGGCCAAAGAGAGCUUGAUGGACUGUAUAAUGUUCAUCAAUGGUUGCAUGAAGGCUGGCACGACCAAGCGCGUGAAGAUCCCAUACUACGCAGCUCGUAUGAUCAGUAAACAGAUGGACGCCACGUGGCUAUUUUCCACUGCCCGGUCAAAGAUAACGAGCAGCAGUCAAGUGAGAAAAGAACAAGAAUCUGACGGUCACCAUGAGAGCAACAAUGAUGAGCUACUACAACAUGGUGAAAUGACGAGGAUGAUGAUGGAGAACAAAGAAUGUUUAUCUGGUCUGUCCACCAUUAUAGAAGAACCUAAUUUGCUCGUCAAAGAAGGGAGUUGGAGAAAAGUGGAUCAAAGGGCAAGGAGAUCAAGCAAAGCAUUUGUAGCUCGAUCAAUGUCGGUCAAGUUCGCAUGAUUAAGUUUGAAGCAAGAUCGAGUGCCUGGCAUCAGAUCAUUCGUCGCAUUUGACAAAAUUUUGAGCAUUACUUAGCUCUGAAAAUGCUUGUAAAAUUUUGUAAAUUUUCGAGUUCCGGACUCCAUAGUACUUAAACUGGAGAGCUGUAGCCUCGAGCAGACAAGCAAGUUACGGAAUGAGUAAGCUAUUUUAAAGUUGC